Molecule: messenger RNA, 11525 nt
Organism: Gallus gallus (chicken)
Lineage: Eukaryota; Metazoa; Chordata; Aves; Galliformes; Phasianidae
Gene: NAV2
Product: neuron navigator 2
Exons: 40
Coding region: 600-7958 (2452 amino acids)
Biological process (GO): neurogenesis; nervous system development
Molecular function (GO): ATP hydrolysis activity; protein binding
Source: RefSeq, a predicted model, not a curated record
GGGGCGGGCGCUGCGAUGGGGAGGCGGCCGCGCUCCCUCCCCGCUCUCUGACAGCUGGGUUUUCUUACGCCGAGGGGAUCCGGGGAGGGGGGGGUUGCGUUUUGAUCUCGGUCGCCAGCCGUUCCUCCUCCUGCUCCGGCAUCGCCGUCCUGCCCGCAGCAUUAGGACUUAAGGAGCUUGAUUCCUCAAGGCUCGCGUCCGAGGGCAUCAGUGCUCAGCACGCUGAGCUACAUCUGCUUCUUGGCUAAGGCUGAAGAAAGACGUCUUAAGCUGGCAAUCCCGUGCAGGCGGCAGCAGGUCCCCGAGCGGCGCGGGCUGGGCGGUGCGCGGGGAUGAUGGAGUGAAAGUCGCCGCUUGCAGGAGAGGAUUCCGCGGAGGAAAGGAGCGGGCUGACGGCAGAAGCAGGGGAGAGGAGCAGCAGGUGGAAGGCUGGCGCAGAGCCGGGAGGUACCGCAGGCUGUCCGCUUCUUUCGGCCGUCCCCGCAGUAAGCCCCGCUGCUGUCGCCCGGCAGCUUCCCAGCGUGUCCUUCCCUCCCUCCCCACCCGCUGCCUGCAGUGCUGCCGCUGACAGAAAGGCGCCAGGGAAGCAGAAGGAGAAGAUGCCAGCCAUCCUGGUGGCCUCCAAGAUGAAGUCGGGACUGCCCAAACCCGUGCACAGCGCCGCACCCAUCCUGCACGUCCCGGCGGCCAGGGCGAUCCCGCAGCCCUGCUACCUGAAGUUCGGCAGCAGGGUGGAGGUGACGAAGCCGUCCUAUUCCAGCCAGAUCCCUCUCAAGUCCCCCAGCGGGCAGGAGAGCGCCGGGGAUGGACCGCCGCCGAGGAAGGGCAGCUCGGUGGAAAGCGCGUUUGACACUCAGAUUUACACGGAUUGGGCUAAUCACUAUCUGGCAAAAUCUGGCCACAAGAGAUUGAUAAAGGAUCUGCAGCAAGAUGUGACCGAUGGAGUCUUACUAGCUGAAAUAAUCCAGGUUGUAGCAAAUGAAAAGAUUGAAGACAUCAAUGGCUGCCCAAAAAACAGAUCUCAAAUGAUUGAAAACAUAGAUGCAUGCCUGAGUUUCCUGGCUGCUAAGGGGAUUAACAUACAGGGGCUGUCAGCAGAAGAAAUCCGGAAUGGGAAUCUAAAGGCCAUCUUGGGCCUUUUCUUCAGUUUGUCUCGAUACAAGCAACAGCAGCAGCAGCCACAGAAACAGCCACCACAGCACCAUCUGUCCCAGCCAGCUCCCUCCGUGUCCCAGCACACAGGGCCUCCAUCUCAGGGCCAGGCUGGGCCGCAGCAGCAGCAGCAAGUCCCAGCUUCGCUCCAAACUCAGUGCCAACAGCCUCAGCAAGCUGCACAGCAUCCAUUCAAAGCACAACCAGAAAUGCAGUCAAGUGCAUCUCCCAGGGACUCAUCUCAAAGCAAAAUCAUCCGAUUCACUCUUGGUCAGAAAAAGUCUUCUAGGCUCCCAGGUCCGACCACGAGGGUGUCCACUGCAGGCAGUGAGACAAAAACUCGUGGUUCUAUCAGUACCAACAAUCGCCGCAGCCAGAGCUUUAACAAUUAUGACAAGUCCAAGCCUGGAGUUCUUUUUCCAGCACCCACAAGUUGCAAUGAAAAAGAGCCUGCAGACAGUACAGCUUUCCAGCCCACAGGAAUGAAUGAAAAUGUAUCAUCUUCAGUUCAGAGCUGCAGCAGUACUACUAGUUGCAAUAACUCCUCGGCCAUCCCUCAGCCCAGCUCUGCUAUUAAGCCUUGGCGCAGCAAGUCCCUCAGCGCUAAGCACACAGCAACGUCUUCCAUGCUGUCUGUAAAGCAGCCCGUACCAGAGCCUCCAAAGCCACCCUCAGAAGUUGUCAAAACAACUCCCAAUGGCCAAAAAUCUAUGCUGGAAAAGUUGAAACUCUUCAAUAGCAAAGGAGGCUCCAAAGCAGGGGGGACAACGCUUGAGUGUUCAGCGUCUCGUGACAACAGUUGUGAAAAGCUAGAGACACUUCCCAGCUUUGAGGAGAGCGAAGAAAUCGAUGCCACAAACCAGAAUGUGAGCAAUCCAGGAUCGAUGUCCAGUAGCCCCAAAAUUGCACUCAAGGGAAUCGCACAAAGGACUUUUAGCCGGGCACUGACUAAUAAGAAAAGUUCUCCCAAGGGCAAUGAGAAGGAGAAAGAGAAACAGAAGGAGAAAGAAAAGGAUAAAAGUAAAGACACGGGGAAAAGAACAUCUAUCACCGAAAAGCUGGAUGUAAAAGAGGAAUCAAAAGAAGAACAGACAGUGCUAGCAACAACAGAGAUGCCAAAAAAGUCCUCAAAGAUUGCAAGCUUUAUUCCGAAAGGAGGAAAGCUGAACAGUGCCAAGAAGGAGGCCUCAGCCCCUUUGCACAGUGGAAUACCAAAACCAGGAAUGAAAAACACCGCAGGGAAAUCCUCAAGUGCCCCAGUUUCUACAAAAGAAAGCGAGAGGAGCCGCAGUGGGAAACCUGGCUCGGGACUCUCGCAUCAGAAGUCUCAGCUAGACAGCAGGAAUUCCAGUUCCUCUUCAAGCUUAGCCUCUUCCGAAGGAAAAGGCAUCGGAGGCCUCAACAGCAGCAACAGCAGCCAGUCUGUCAGCGGGCCAGCCACCACACACAGCACGGGAAGCAACACCGUCAGUGUUCAGCUACCUCAGCCCCAGCAGCAAUAUAGCCACCCGAAUACAGCCACAGUAGCUCCGUUCAUGUACAGAUCACAGACAGAGAAUGAAGGAAAUGUAACAGCUGAGGCCAGCACGGGAGGGGUCAGCAUGGAUUCUACUCUCUAUGUCAAAACUGGACAGCCUGGUCUCGAAGACCUCUCAGGAGAGGAUCCAGAAACUCGGCGAUUACGAACUGUGAAAAACAUUGCCGAUCUUCGACAGAACUUGGAGGAAACAAUGUCCAGUUUGCGAGGAACCCAGGUCACUCACAGCACGUUGGAAACUACAUUUGACACCAAUGUGACCACCGAGAUAAGCGGUCGCAGCAUUCUCAGCUUGACAGGGCGACCAACCCCUUUGUCGUGGAGACUGGGGCAGUCCAGCCCCCGCCUGCAGGCAGGUGAUGCUCCAUCCAUGGGAAAUGGGUAUCCUCCCAGAGGGAAUGCCAGCCGCUUCAUCAACACGGAAUCGGGACGUUACAUGUAUUCAGCACCUUUGCGAAGACAGCUAGCAUCUCGUGGCAGCAGUGUCUGCCAUGUGGACAUCUCAGACAAAGGAAGUGAUGAAAUAGAUCUGGAAGGCAUCACCAUGGAUGCCACCGGCUACAUGAGUGAUGGAGAUGUGCUGGGCAAGAAUAUCAGGACUGACGAUAUCACCAGUGGGUAUAUGACUGAUGGUGGCUUGGGCCUCUACACUCGAAGGCUAAACCGGCUGCCUGAUGGCAUGGCUGCAGUGCGAGAGACGAUGCAGCGCAACACGUCCCUGGGACUCGGGGAUGCUGACAGCUGGGAUGACAGCAGCUCUGUCAGCAGUGGGAUCAGUGACACCAUAGAUAAUCUCAGCACUGAUGACAUUAACACCAGCUCCUCUAUCAGCUCUUAUGCCAACACACCUGCCUCCUCCCGUAAAAACUUAGAUGCACAGACUGAUGCAGAAAAGCAUUCCCAGGUCGAGCGGAAUUCCUUAUGGUCCAGUGAUGAAGUCAAGAAAUCAGACGGAGGAUCCGACAGUGGCAUAAAAAUGGAGCCAGGAUCUAAAUGGAGGCGGAAUCCCUCUGAUGUGUCUGAUGAAUCUGAUAAAAGCACUUCUGGUAGGAAGAACACUGUUAUUUCGCAGACGGGUUCCUGGAGACGGGGCAUGUCGGCUCAGGUUGGCAUUACCACACCAAGGACUAAACCUUCAACCACCUCGGGCACAUUAAAGACACCUGGAACAGGGAAAACUGAUGACGCCAAGGUAUCAGAAAAGGGUAGACUAUCUCCUAAGGCUGGACAUGUUAAACGUUCCCCAUCAGAUGCAGGACGCAGCAGUGGUGAUGAAUCCAAAAAGCUUCCCACAAGUAACUCUAGAACAACUGCUGCUAAUGCUAAUACAUUCGGAUUUAAGAAACAGAGCGGGUCAGCCGUAGGCAUGACUAUAAUUACUGCCAGUGGGGCAACUAUCACCAGUAGAUCAGCUACUCUGGGAAAAAUCCCAAAGUCAUCCGGACUCAUGGGUAGGACCACUGGUCGGAAGACUAGUGUUGAUGGCUCACAGAACCAGGAUGAUGGCUACUUAGCACUUAGUGCCCGAACUAACCUUCAGUAUCGUAGUUUACCCCGGCCCAGUAAAUCAAGUAGCAGAAGUGGAGCUGGGAAUAGAUCUAGCACUAGUAGCAUAGACUCCAACAUAAGCAGCAAAUCAGCUGGGUUGCCUGUCCCUAAAAUGAGAGAGCCUGCCAAGGUAAUUCUUGGAAGCUCUCUGCCAGGAUUAGUCAAUCAGACUGAUAAAGAGAAAGGGAUUUCGUCUGACAACGAAAGCGUGGCCUCAUGUAAUUCUGUUAAAGUGAACCCUGCAUCACAGACUGCUUCUAGUGGAGCUCAAAGUACUCACCAGCAAGGAGCCAAGUACCCUGAUGUGGCCUCUCCCACUUUGCGCAGACUUUUUGGUGGAAAGCCUAGUAAACAAGUUCCCAUCACAACAGCAGAAAAUAUGAAAAAUUCAGUAGUCAUCUCCAAUCCUCAUGCUACUAUGAACCAGCAGGGUAAUCUUGAUUCACCAUCUGGCAGUGGUAUACUAAGCAGUGGGGGCAGCAGUCCUCUCUAUAGUAAAAACACAGAUUUGAACCAGUCUCCACUAGCUUCUAGUCCCAGUUCUGCACAUUCAGCUCCUUCCAACAGUUUAACAUGGGGCACCAACGCAAGUAGCUCUUCAGCUGUUAGCAAGGAUGGCAUUGGCUAUCAGUCUGUCAGCAGUCUUCAUACCAGCUGUGAAUCCAUUGAUAUCUCUCUGAGCAGUGGAGGUGGGCUGAGCCAUAACUCCUCCGGUAGCUUGAUUCCAGCCUCUAAAGAUGAUUCUCUGACUCCCUUUGUCCGAACCAACAGUGUUAAGACCACACUGUCUGAAAGCCCUCUUUCUUCCCCUGCUGCUAGUCCCAAAUUCUGCAGAAAUACUUUGCCCAGGAGACAGGACAGCGACCCACAUCUUGAUAGGAACACUUUGCCUAAGAAGGGACUCAGGUAUACUCCUUCCUCCCAACUUCGUAGCCAGGAAGAUGCAAAAGAAUGGCUACGGUCACAUUCAGCAGGAGGGCUCCAGGACACUGCUGGCAAUUCUCCAUUUUCAUCAGGAUCCAGCAUAACAUCACCUUCUGGAACUAGAUUUAACUUCUCCCAGCUUGCAAGCCCAACCACUGCAGCCCAGAUGAGCUUGUCAAAUCCAACCAUGCUGCGGACCCAUAGCCUUUCCAAUGCAGAUGGCCCCUAUGACCCCUAUAGUGACACACGCUUCAGGAACAGCUCCAUGUCCUUGGACGAGAAGAGCAGAACAAUGAGCCGAUCUGGCUCGUUCCGUGAUGGCUUUGAAGAAGUGCAUGGUUCUUCUCUCUCUUUGGUAUCCAGUACGUCAUCUAUUUAUUCAACACCUGAAGAGAAGUGCCAAUCAGAGAUUCGCAAGCUACGAAGAGAGUUGGAUGCAUCCCAAGAGAAAGUAUCAGCUCUGACAACUCAGCUGACUGCGAAUGCCCACCUUGUGGCAGCAUUUGAGCAGAGUCUGGGAAACAUGACGAUCAGACUGCAGAGCCUCACCAUGACAGCUGAACAAAAGGACUCUGAACUGAAUGAGCUAAGGAAGACUAUUGAACUACUGAAGAAGCAAAAUGCUGCUGCCCAGGCUGCCAUUAAUGGAGUCAUCAACACACCUGAGCUCAACUGCAAAGGAACUGGAGCUGCUCAACCCACAGACUUGCGGAUCCGAAGACAGCACUCUUCGGAUAGCGUCUCCAGCAUUAACAGUGCUACCAGCCACUCUAGCGUGGGAAGCAACAUAGAGAGUGAUUCAAAGAAAAAGAAGAGGAAGAACUGGGUCAAUGAGUUACGCAGCUCCUUCAAGCAAGCUUUUGGUAAAAAGAAGUCUCCCAAGUCAGCAUCUUCUCAUUCGGAUAUUGAGGAGAUGACAGAUUCUUCAUUACCUUCAUCACCAAAGCUACCACACCAUAACUCUACCGUUUCUACACCAUUGCUGAGAGCUUCUCAUUCCAAUUCUCUUAUUUCUGAAUGCACAGACAGUGAAGCUGAAACAGUCAUGCAGUUACGCAAUGAACUAAGAGACAAGGAGAUGAAGUUGACUGACAUUCGUCUAGAAGCCCUUAGCUCUGCUCAUCAGCUUGACCAGCUUCGGGAGGCAAUGAACAGAAUGCAGAGUGAAAUUGAGAAGUUAAAAGCAGAAAAUGAUCGACUGAAGUCUGAAAACCACAGCAGCUGUAGCAGGGCUCAGUCUCAGGCUUCCAUUUCAUCCUCUCCAAGACAUUCAGUGGGUCUCUCUCAACACAGUUUGAACCUCACAGAGUCAACUAGUCUCGACAUGCUGUUAGAUGACACUGGUGAUGGCUCUGCCCGGAAGGAAGGAGGCAGACAUGUCAAAAUAGUUGUCAGUUUUCAGGAUGAAAUGAAAUGGAAGGAGGAUUCAAGGCCGCGUACCUUCCUCAUAGGUUGCAUUGGAGUGAGCGGGAAGACCAAAUGGGAUGUUCUGGAUGGUGUUGUUAGACGGCUGUUUAAGGAGUACAUCAUUCACGUGGAUCCAGUGAGUCAGCUGGGGCUGAAUUCAGACAGUGUUCUGGGUUACAGCAUUGGAGAGAUCAAACGCACAAAUAGUGCCGAGACACCUGAGCUGUUGCCCUGUGGCUAUCUGGUUGGAGAAAACAAUACUAUUUCAGUUACCAUCAAAGGUAUCUGUGAAAACAGCUUGGACUGCCUGGUGUUUGAAUCACUGAUCCCAAAGCCCAUACUGCAGCGCUACAUCUCUCUCCUGAUGGAACACCGGCGGAUUAUCUUGUCUGGCCCCAGUGGCACUGGUAAAACAUACCUAGCAAACCGGCUCUCUGAGUAUAUGGUCCUGCGGGAGGGCAGGGAGCUGGCUGACGGAAUUAUUGCAACCUUCAACGUGGACCAUAAGUCCAGUAAGGAACUUCGCCAAUACCUGUCCAACCUAGCAGACCAAUGUAAUAGUGAAAAUAAUGCUGUAGAUAUGCCUCUUGUAAUUAUUUUGGACAACUUGCAUCAUGUUAGCUCCCUAGGAGAGAUCUUCAAUGGACUUCUAAAUUGCAAGUACCACAAAUGUCCGUAUAUUAUUGGCACAAUGAACCAAGCCACCUCCUCAACACCAAAUCUUCAACUUCACCAUAAUUUCAGAUGGGUGCUAUGUGCUAACCACACUGAGCCAGUCAAGGGCUUUCUUGGCCGUUUCCUGAGAAGAAAACUGAUUGAAACAGAGAUCAGUGGCAGAAUGAGAAAUGCAGAGCUGGUUAAAAUUAUUGAUUGGAUUCCAAAGGUCUGGCAACAUCUGAACAAGUUCUUGGAGGCUCAUAGCUCCUCUGAUGUUACUAUUGGUCCACGGCUCUUCCUCUCUUGUCCAAUAGAUGUAGAUGGUUCAAGAGUUUGGUUUACUGACUUGUGGAACUACUCCAUCAUCCCAUACCUUCUGGAGGCAGUUAGAGAAGGGCUUCAGCUGUAUGGGAGGAGAGCUCCCUGGGAGGAUCCUGCCAAAUGGGUAAUGGACACAUACCCAUGGGCAGCCACCCCGCAGCACCAUGAGUGGCCUCCUCUGCUACAGCUGCGGCCUGAGGAUGUCGGGUUUGAUGGCUACUCCUUGUCACGGGAAGGCUCAACCAGCAAACAAGUUCCAGUGAGUGACGCUGAAGGAGAUCCACUGAUGAACAUGCUAAUGAGACUGCAAGAAGCAGCCAACUACUCAAGUCCCCAGAGUUACGACAGUGACUCUAACAGCAACAGCCAUCACGAUGACAUACUCGAUUCAUCUCUGGAAUCAACGUUGUGAUCUUCAUCAGAUAGAAAUAGGUCAUUUCCAUGAUUGCUCUCCUGCUCGACAAGAGUCCCAAUCACAAACUCAUGAGAGGAAUGUGUUCCUGGGCUGGUAUCUCAGUAUUAGAGCUGCAAGAACAAGAAGACACUUAGAGUCAGUCUUGAACCUGGGUGCAGGCAACCCAAGCAACCUUUGUAUUGUUUUUCUUCUUACAAUGAUAAGAACUGCACUAUUCCUUUAUUUUCUUCUGUUUAGUUGCUGUAAGCUCUCAUGCCUAAGAUACUGAAGAUGUUAAAAAUAGUCAUCGUUACUAAAAGAAAAAAUACUUAAAGGGGAGGGAUUUCACAGCUAUGAAGCAAACAGCUUUGUGCCAUGUAGAGAAGGAGAGGGGAGAGGAAAUUUUUGCCUUUGCUGCUUUUGACCAAACACAUUUAGGUGAGGGCUGGGCUUUUACCAAUCAGCUUUGCAGAUUAAACUCAGCUUUGUAUAGUUUUGGUGCUAUAACAAUAUUGCUUGCCUUGGUAUAAUACUCCGUAAAGGCAAAGCUGCUAAACAGGGAAGUUUGAAUAAAUAUAAUAAAAAAGGGGGGUAAGGGGGGGGGGUUGGAAAAAAAGAAUGAAAAGAAAAAACACUGCUCUCCUUGCCAGUCUGAGACCUUGGCUUUCUUUCGUUAUGUGUUUGUAAAGAUAGACAUAUAUAUAAAUAGGAAUAUAUAAAAGUAUAUAUACAGUCUGAACAAAUCAGGUUUUUUCCAGCACUGUGUAACCAUCAGUCCUACUACUGGUUAACUAUCAGGUGGCCCUCUGCUGUGCAGGGCCCAAUUCUCCUCCCACAUCCUUCCCUGGUGCUCAGUUGACUUCAGUGGGAGGGAGUUUCCCUCCUCUGCAGAAGUCAGCAGAAGUCCUACAGCUCUAGGGGACCUUAGGGACCAUGUGGGCAUCCCAUGAGUCCUAUGCGCAGCGGGUAGGUAGCUACACCCCUGAAGGGAUGGGUCAGACUUUCAGUUCUUAAUUCUUGCCAUGAAACAUUACAGCAGUUUUCUAAAAACGUUGGGUUUUGUUCAGGGUUUUUGUUCCGAUCAGCACAACCAUGAAUGGGUUAGUUACAACUCAGCUCUGUGACACUUCCAAGUGCUACUCUGAUGACCACAUUUCCUCCCAUGGCUUUUCAUUUUAACUGCAAACAAACAAGCAAACAAAGUAUUUUAGCAGGAAGGAAGGUACUGUGUCUUUUGAGUUUACCCAGGCCAUGCUUUUGAGUUUUGGCAGAGCUGUGAACCUGGUUUUAUUUCUCCUCCUCUCCAAACACGCACACCUGCGCUCUCAGUGUUAAGGCUUUGUACUUCUGUUGGGAAGAACAGGAGCACCUCACCAAGAAUUGCACUUUCCGCUCCAUGGAAGCAAACACUCACACCAGCAGCCCCACCAAGCCAGCUGCCUUGGGCUGUACCUCAACACAACCACCACUCCUCACUGUUGACCUGUACGAGCCUUUCCUGCUAUCUUUUGGUGCUGAAUUUUAAAGCGAUGCCUUAUUUUAUACUAAUUGUGUUGAUUAAAUUAGUGCUGUAUAUUCUGGGAUUUUAUUUAAAUAAACAGGACUAAGUCAUCUCUUGGAAUAUCAUACAUUGCUGUGAAUAUGAUUUGUACAAGACACUAGAAUUUGUUGCAAUGUGACAAAAAAAAAAAAAAAAAAGGAGGGAGAUGAUGAGAACUUUUCAGGUUCAUAUCAACAUGCAGCUGUAAAUCCCUGAAGAGCUCUUUUAUCCGUGCAGGAAAAGUUUAAAAAAAAAAAAAAAAGAUUUUCAACUAAAAUAAAUGCUGUCAUUAUUAAAUUACAGAAACGUGCUGGGGUUUGUCAGGGUACAGAAAGAAAACUCAUUAGGUUUGUUCUUCAAGAGCCUGUUAAUCCUUGUGGGUUUAAAGUAAUGGAAGAGAGAAGUUCAUGCUCCUGGGACUCAGUUGGAGAGGAUAGUUUGAUGAUACCUCAUGACUUCCUGUAACAUACCUGUGCUUAUGUUGUCUUACUGAGCUGGUCUUGAAUCUGCUCCUGUUACAACUUCUAAGUGCUGAUGACUCUUUUUUUUAUUAUUAUUUUAAAGAAAAAUAUUGUAAGAGAAAAAUUUAAAUAUUUUAAUGAUGGGGGGAAGCUUCCUGUUGUUGCUGUUUUUAACUCUCUGAACUCUUUUGUUAUGUCACUGAAUGAAAUACCAAGGGCUUACUCAGCCGAUGUUCCUGAUGUGGCCUUGGUACUAUCCAAAUGGGGUGUGUCUGUAUGGAGUUAAACGCAUGGCAUGCUGGUGAUGACUUACAGAGAGGUGAAUUUUUCCAGUAGUCCUGACAGUUCUGCCUCCCAGCACUGACUUUACCUGCUACUACUGUGAAUGUUGAUGCCUAAUUCUCCAACUCAAUCCAUGCAGACAUAGCAUGUGCCUGUUGCAGGACUAGGGCUUUCAAUGGACUUGAUAUCCUAGAAAACAUCUCAGUUAAUCUUUGACUGAGUUCUGUAAGACAUGUUUAUAAUGGUGUUUUUAUUUGCGGGGAAUGGGGUAUUUUUUUUCUCAUGUUUAAUCCUGUGCUUAUGCCCAGGAAGGAAUUUCUGUUGUCUAUUAUUUUCUAUUGAUGCUAAUAUGGGUUACAGUAAAGAGCAAUUUGGAGUGGGAUGCUUAUCCUAAGCAUCACAGGAUUCAGUGUCUUUCUGAAACUUUGGGAGGCAGGGUUACCCACAGUGCACACUUAGUUUUUAUCAAGACUUCAGUCUUUCUCUAAGUGACUUUCUUCUCAUUUAAGGCUUUUUCAAUAACACUUCCUUUCCUUUUGCCUUUUUUUUUUUUUCCUACAAAGUUGGCUUGUUUUAAAGGAGAACAACAAGGGAAAAAAAAAAAUAAAUCAAGUUUCUAUGCAACAUUCACGUUGUGUUAUAAACUGAAAAUAUAAACCAUUUUCUUCAAAACUGCCAAGAGUGAUACAGGCCAUAAAUGAGAUGUGGUUUAUUUGGGGAAGGGGAGGGAGGGGUUUCAUCUUUUUGUACAUUUUGGAAGAAGCAAACUGGUAUUUCAUUGUUGAUGCUUAACUUCGAUAUUAUGUGUACGAAACCUUGUCUAAAUGUGGCAAUUUUCUUUCAAGAAAAAAAAAUACAAAAACUAAGCAAAAAAAAAAAAUCUUUCUUUGUCGAUAUUAAAUGGAAGGUUGCUGUUUUAAUCUAGUCGUUUCCAGUGGAGCAGUUUAUGAAAUAUGUUCUAUAAGAUGUACAUUUUUUCAUUGUAACAUAGAAAUGUAAAUAUUUGAUUAAAAGUGCUGCAUUUUGAUGAAUUUUUUCUAGCCAUUUUUAAAGAGAAAAACUAGGAAUCGAGUAUUUUGUGUACGUUUAUGAUGUUUUCCAUUUGCUCCUCUCCCUAUUUAAUUUUCAGUUCUCAUUUAGGAUUGGAAUUUGUGAAUGGUCUGUUUGAGAUCAUGCCUCCCCUUUCUCCCCCUCUCCGUUUCUCCCCUUCCCCCCACCCCUGUGUCAUGGAGAAUAAAGCUGAUGAUUGUACCAGUCUUAAAUUAUUCAUGAUUCAAUAAAAUUGAUGCUUAUUUAUUCAAA